Molecule: messenger RNA, 520 nt
Organism: Prunus avium (sweet cherry)
Lineage: Eukaryota; Viridiplantae; Streptophyta; Magnoliopsida; Rosales; Rosaceae
Source: RefSeq, a predicted model, not a curated record
UGCAUUGAAAGAGGCUCACAAUAAGACAAGAAAUAGAGCUUAUGAUAUCCUUGUCCAAAUUGGGCAUGCUUAUGGUGAUGAAGAGAAAGGCGGGAAGAGAGAAGACCUGUUGAAAUUUUUUCACAUGGUAGCUGGGGGCAUAGCUCGUGAAACUCCUCAUAUGAUCAGUGCUGCAAUGAAGGGCUCAGCUCGGUUGGCUUAUGAGUUUUCUGAUGUUGUUUCAACCGCUAGCAAUUUGCUUCCAUCCACAUCUCUCCUCCUCCAGAGAAAGAACAAAGAAAUAAUUAAAGCUACUUUAGGUUUCUGGAAGGUAUUAGUGGCCAAAUCACAAACCGAGAGGUUGCAAUUGCACUUGGAAAGCAUGGUGGAAAGCUUGCUGAAGUUGCAAGAUGCUACUAAAACCCACUUCAAAGCCAAGGUUAAGUUUCUUCUAGAAAUGCUAGUCAGGAAAUGUGGGCUUGAUGCUGUUAAGGCUGUGAUGCCUGAAAAACAUAUGAAACUGCUUACCAACAUACGGAAG